Messenger RNA from Sungouiella intermedia, 1044 nucleotides. Lineage: Eukaryota; Fungi; Ascomycota; Pichiomycetes; Serinales; Metschnikowiaceae. The record is from the annotation of a GenBank genome assembly.
AUGUCUCCAUUGCAAAAAAAUUACCAUACUGGUAAGCCGGAUUACGAAAGUGCAAUUGACCGGAAUGCUCCGGACUUCCCUGUAGCCCAGGUGUUGGACGAAGACAGGUAUUUUAAUACCCACACACCUCCAAGUUACUUGCCAGAGAUCGAAGAUCAAUUGAAUGAAUUUGUAGACUUCCAUGUUAAAACCACUGGCAAAAAAGUUGCAUUGGUCACCAGUGGAGGUACUACUGUUCCGUUGGAAAACAAUACCGUGAGAUUCAUCGACAACUUUAGUGCUGGAACAAGAGGUGCUACGUCGGCAGAAUACUUUUUGGAGAAUGGAUACGCAGUGAUCUUCUUACACAGAGAGUUCUCUCUCUUGCCAUACUCCAGACACUACAGUCACACUACGAAUUGCUUCUUGGAUUACAUGAUUGAGAAGGAUAACAGAGUUGAGAUCAAUCCUGAAUUCGCUGACCAAAUGCUCGUGGUGUUGCGCAAGUAUAAUGAAGCCAGAAGCUCCAAUUCGCUUCUUCUUCUUCCUUUCACGACUGUUAAUCAGUAUCUAUACACGUUGAAAUCGGUUGCUACGAUCUUGCAGAAAUUAGAUUGCAAUGCCUUGUUCUACUUAGCUGCAGCAGUUUCAGAUUUCUUCCUUCCAUCUUCUAGAAUGCCAAAGCACAAAAUCCAAGCCCAACCCAGCGGAAAGUUGGUGGUGGACCUUGAACAAGUACCUAAGUUUUUAAGAAGAUUGGUGGACAACUGGGCUCCACAAGCCAUGAUCGUGUCGUUCAAACUCGAAACCGAUAGCAAUAUUUUGAUUAAGAAAGCCAGUGAAGCUUUGACCCGCUACCAACACCAACUUGUGAUUGGUAACUUGCUACAAACUCGUAAAGACGAAGUUGUUUUUGUCAAACCUGGUGGAGAACAGAAUUGGGUUAAACUCACGGAAGACCAGAAGAAGAAGAAGGUCGAAAUCGAGAGCCUCAUCAUUCCUGAAGUCUUGAAAGAACACCAAAAAUGGAUAGCUGCCUAUGCUAAAACUCACUCAACCAAAUAG